This is a messenger RNA of Mesorhabditis belari, 1959 nucleotides long. The record is from the annotation of a GenBank genome assembly. NCBI's taxonomy places the organism in Eukaryota, Metazoa, Nematoda, Chromadorea, Rhabditida, Rhabditidae.
AUGGACGCAUCGCCAGAGAAUGAUGGCGAUGAUAUGAACAUCAGUGACGAUGAGAUGCAAACAGUCGAUGUUCCCAAGAAAAAGCCGGUGAAGACGGGAGAAUAUCAUUGGAAGAAGCUCACCUUCUCGGCAUGUGAUGGCAAUUAUCGCUGGUUUCAUUACGAUCAAGCUGAAAACUUUUUCGCUCAAGAGCAAACCCAAGGUAAAUGGUACGUUCGCAACAUGGAAACCGGAGAUUUUCAAGAAUUCGAUUGGGAGAAAAACGCGGCGCCCGAAGAACCAGAAAAGGACAAAGCUCUUGCCACCCAAAGACUCCUUGAGAAAGACGAGCCGGUGCUUUAUGUAAAGUUGAGCAUGGAAUUUUUUCCGGAGAGAGAUUCAUAUCAGCGACCUGUUUACAAAUUCAACAGCGAUGGACAACCGCUAGUGCCGAGGAAUGAGGAACUUGAGGCGGUGUUUCCGUGCGAUGAGCAAAAAGUUCCUCUAUUCCCGUUCAAUCUCGCUUCUCAACAACAAGAUUUUUUGUAUAACGAAGAUGGAUUGCAAGUGGUGCCGCUCAACGAUGAGGGAAAAGUUGUGGUGCCAAUGGAUUAUUAUCAACAGCCAAUUUUUCCCCUGGACGCCUCGGGAAACAUUAUCUGGCCGCUUGAUGACGAGGGAAUGCCCUAUCCGCCAUUGAAUUCACAAGGAGUUCCAUCGAUUCGCUAUGAUGAAAACGGUCUACCAAUUGUUCCACACGAUCCAUCUGGCGAGCAAAUGAUCUUUUUCGAUAAAGAAGGGAUUCCGAUGAAAUUUGCCGAGUUUCGAGAAAAGUUCACAAAGGAGGAAACGAUGAAAUGGGGCGGUGGGCAUUUGCCUCCACAACUCGCUCUCCCUCCGCCACCGAUUCCCGAUCCCGUUGUGAAUCCAUACGAUUUCACCGAUCCGGCCACUGUCAUGACUGAAGCGCCACCAAACAUUGAUGCAAAUAUUCCCGUUUUACAAUUACCGGAAAUCCCGCCAGAAUAUGCUCAAGCCAUGGCCAUUCAUGCACGAGGAUUAUCCGGGAAAUUCAAGAUGGAGUACGAAUUGGAAUGGAAAUAUUUUGGUGACGAGUUGACACGGAGACAAGCAGAAGCCAUUCGUAUCUACAACGAAGAAGUCGAAAAGUACACAAAAGCACAGAAGGAAGACCAAGAGCGCAAGAAAAGACUUGGCAAUUUUCUGAAGAACAGUGGCAAGGCUCCACUUCCGGUUGGCAACAAAGAAGUAAAGAAAAGGGCCGAACAACUACAGACUGAGAUUCAAGCAAAACGGGAUCGACUUCGAGGAGAAGAGGAGGAAAAGAAAAAUGCGGCUCUUAAAGAAGUUGAGAAGUAUGUUGAACCGUUGACUGGAAAAGAGGAAGAAGACUAUCGGUCGAGAAAGAGAUACUCACCCGAUCGAAGUCCUCGCGAUCGCUACGGAUAUCACAAUAAGCGGGAAUAUGGAAAUGAUCGGUACCGCAGAAGGGAUGACGAGGCGGACAUGUGGAAAUUCAAUCCAAAGCAUCGCAAUGAUAACAGAAGAGGUGAAACGUCGCAAGAAUACCGCCGAAAAAGCAGGAGUCGAAGUCGGAGUCGCAGCGUGGAACGGAAAAGGAAAUACAGUAGUGGUAGCGAAGAAGAAGAACGGCACAAGAAGAAGCACAAAAAGCGUGCCGUCUCAUCGGAAUCGGGAAGAUCUGACUCUGGAGAUGAACGCAAGCACAAGAAAAAGAAGAGCAAGAAGCAGAAGAAAGAGAAAAAGAAGAAGCAUCAUCAGAAGGGAUCAACAUCGGACACUGGCUCAACUUUUGAUGGAUUUUCGCCAAAACGCCGUCGAGGCUCGGCUACUCUAGAAAAUGCCUCUCCUCGACCCGCAAUUGGUCCAUCGAUGCCUACACAGCAGUCAUCUAGCAAACAAGAGAAGGGAGCUAUUAGUCCUUUGUAUACUUCCGAU